AUGUCCCACUCCGAGGCCGACCUCAAGGCCCUCACCGUCGUCAAGCUCAAGGAGCUCCUCGCCGCCCGCUCUCUCCCCGUCACGGGCAAGAAGGACGAGCUGAUCGCCCGCCUCCUGUCCAACUCGGACGCGCCCCUCACGGCCGACUCGACCGGCCCGACGAGCGCCACCGACGAGCCGGACGGCACCGGCCUGAGCGGCACCGCCGAGGCGAGCGCCGCCGCGACGGGCGAGUCGGAGCGCAGCGCAGGCCAGACGGGCGAGGCCCUCGGCCAGGGCGCGGCGGCGGACGAGGCGGCUGCAGGCGGCGAGGCCGCGACCGACUCGGCGACGACCAACGGCGACGCCGCGCCGGCGGCACCUGCCCCGACCGCCGAGGAGGCUGCCGCCGCGCAGGCCCAGGUCGACGCCGACAAGGUCGCCGCCGCCCGCCUCGAGGAGGACAAGCGCGCCGCGCGUGCCGCUCGCUUCGGCAACGCGGCGCCGUCGGCCGAGGCGGCGGCGCCCAAGGAGGGCGACGAGAGCGUCGAGGCCAAGAAGAAGCGCGCAGAGCGGUUCGGGCUCGAGGUGGACGCGGGCAACAAGGACGUCAAGGGCGACGACAAGCUCAACAAGUCGCUCGCCGCCCUCGACGCCCCGCUCGGGUCCAACAAGCGCCAGCGCGAGCCCAAGAAGCCCCUCGCGACGUACAAGACGAACCCGCAGGGCGAGAAGAGCGUCGCGGGCGCCGCAGCCGAGACCAAGGGCGGCAAGGUCGACGCCAAGAGCGCCGCGGCAGAGCCGGCGGCGGCCGUCGCGGCCGACCCGGAGCUCAAGAAGAAGCUCGAGGAGGAGGAGGAGAAGAAGCGCAAGCGCGCGGCGAGGUUCGGCCCGCCGGCAGCAGAAGAGCCGCAAGAGAAGAAGGCCAAGGUCGACGCGUGA
Rhodotorula graminis WP1 is the source of this 921-nucleotide messenger RNA. RefSeq lists its product as uncharacterized. Gene Ontology annotation, cellular component: nucleus. Gene Ontology annotation, biological process: poly(A)+ mRNA export from nucleus. The transcript has 5 exons. NCBI's taxonomy places the organism in Eukaryota, Fungi, Basidiomycota, Microbotryomycetes, Sporidiobolales, Sporidiobolaceae. Bases 1 to 921 code for a protein of 306 amino acids. The record is from RefSeq and is a predicted model, not a curated record.